Volvox carteri f. nagariensis is the source of this 1033-nucleotide messenger RNA. RefSeq lists its product as uncharacterized. Gene Ontology annotation, molecular function: phosphatidylglycerophosphatase activity. The transcript is spliced from 8 exons. NCBI's taxonomy places the organism in Eukaryota, Viridiplantae, Chlorophyta, Chlorophyceae, Chlamydomonadales, Volvocaceae. The coding region runs from base 173 to 1033 and encodes 286 amino acids. The record is from RefSeq and is a predicted model, not a curated record.
AUGUUUACAUUGUGCGACUCAAAAAUAAGUGGCUCGCCCGAGGCAUUGUCUGACCUUCCUGCUGACCAAGCACUUCCCCAGCUUCGGAGCUGUAUACGACAAAUGGAGUUCGUUGAUCCGACCGCGGUUUCAAACCAAUGCGUACUGAAAGUUUCGAGUGCACAAGAGUGUAAUGCGAAUCAUCCCCCAUCGAUUCAGAUUAUCAAAGUCAAAGGCAAACAGUCCCGCCAGCGAUAUGGCGCGAGUGCAACAGAAUUUCAACUCGGCGGGUGUGGGCCUCUUUUUCAGUCUGUUUGCGGGGAGCCAAAGCCUGGCGCUACCCCACGUGGCAGUGCCCGACAUUCGUCACGUGGAUUGGGCGAAACUGCGAUCAGCCGGUUUCCGGGGCCUAGUUUUCGACAAGGACAACACACUCUCGAGGCCUUUCGCGCUCGAAGUUGAGCCCUCACUCCGAGGCGCCCUCGACCGCUGCUUGACCGCAUUUGAGGGUCGCGCAGUGUUGUACAGCAACAGCGCCGGGCUAAAACAGUACGAUCCCGACGGAGCGGAAGCUCAGCAGCUGGAGGCCGCGUUGGGCAUUCCCGUGCUUCGUCACACGGAGAAAAAGCCUGGUGGCGGCUGCGCCGAGCUUGAGAGCCACUUUGGCUGCCCCGCGGCUGACCUCAUCAUGGUGGGGGACAGGUACCUGACCGAUGUGGCUUUCGGCAACCGCCACGGCAUGUUGACGAUACAUGUACAGCCGCUAACGUCCCGAGGCGAGCCACUCGGGGUCCUGAUGGCCCGUCGAGUGGAGGAGUUUUGGGUUGCUCGCUGGACCGCUGCCGGCGUCCACCCCCCCGCGCACACGCGGGCGCCGUACAAGUCGCUUCAAGGGUUCAUCACGGAGCCGUCACCGCCACCGCCGUCGCCGCCGCCGCUGCGGCCGGAGUCAGGCCCGCCGCCGCCGUCAGCGGCGGCAGUCACCGGGUCAUCGGCGGCGGUGGCCGCGGCGGCGGCUGUCUUACCACAGGCCACGCCGGCGGCUCAAAAGUAG